Messenger RNA from Nicotiana tabacum (common tobacco), 2309 nucleotides. The record is from RefSeq and is a predicted model, not a curated record. NCBI's taxonomy places the organism in Eukaryota, Viridiplantae, Streptophyta, Magnoliopsida, Solanales, Solanaceae.
UAUGCAUUUUUGGUUUAUAGGUCAGCAAUUCAAAAGUGUCCAAUUUUUGAAUUAUGAAUAUGAAGAAAGCCACCCAUUGAAUCCAUCAGCAUCUGUUUCCCUUCUUGUACCCUCUGAUAUUUAUUAGAGUUGAUGACUGUACUUGGCUAUUUUUGGUAUCCUUUUGUUUUUACUCUAAGUGACCUCAUUGGUCUGGUACAUGGUUUCUAAAAGUUCAGUCCCCAAAUUAAAUUCUUGCAUAUAUACUUUUAUUUUUAUUUAUAAUGUUCGCCUUAGACGAGUUUAAAAGGGAAAAAUGAUCAGAUUCAUAUAGCCGACGCCAACUAGUUACGACUAUGGCGUUGUUGUUGUUAUUGUUUAUAUAUAUUAUCUAUCCGGAAAUAAUUCUGAGGCAGUAGCUCAGAUCCCAGUUGUUGUAGCUAUCCUGCAAAAAUGUAACUUUUUUUUUCUUCUCUCAAAAAUGUAACUUCUAUGUUGAUGUAUUUUCAAGCUUUUCCGUGGGACUGCCGAUCACUUGUUUGAUUCAUUUUCUGUUUCAUUUAAGUGAGUAAAAGCUUGAGAGUGAAUUCAAGAAGCCUAGAUGACAGAAGCUAAAUCAGGUUGGAGUAGAGAGCAAAAUAUAGCAUUUGAGAAUGCCUUGGCAGCUUAUCCUGAGGAUUUUGCAGAUAAGUGGAAGAAAAUUGCAGCUGAUGUUCCAGGGAAAACCUUAGAAGAGGAGUUGGUUGGAAACCUUGCAACAAGUAAGCCCACUCCAGUGGAAUUCCGACGAUUCUGUGGCGAGAACCAGAGCUAUGGAUUUCUCAGGCUGAACAAUACUUUGCAUUUUAUAGAAUUUCAGAAAACAACAAGUUACUUCUCGCCUCGUCCUAUCUCGAUGGAGAAGCUUUAGACUGGUACCGAUGGCUCUUCCGGAACAAGCAGCUGGUGGAUUGGGAACAUUUUAUUGUGAAGGUGCGAAUUCGUUUCCGUCAAAAGGGAAUAGAAUCAGUCGAAGGACGAUUAGCGAAGCUCCGGCAAACAACUAAUGUGUCUGAGUACCAGAGUCAAUUUGAGGCUAUUUUAAUAGGCUUUGGCGAGUCAGAGCAAUCUGACCACAGAGGCAAAACAGAAGAGUGCAAGGUAUUCGAUGAAAUGUUUGAAAAGGAGAUCGAUCGUAAGCACAACAAGGAUGUUGCCAAUACCAACGACCAAGUAUUCAACAUUAGUUCUCUUUCAAAAGUAACUACCUUACUCCCUAUAACACCAAUGGAGUCUGCCUUCAAGGAUGGAAAGUCCGAGGAAGAGAGCGAUGUGAAAGUGCUAGUCGAAGGCUCAGUGUCUGUUGUUCAACCGCAGCUGACUGAAACUAGCCUAAUCAAGGAAGCUGCAAACCAGAGCAUUUUUGCCAAAUCUUACAGCAUCUCGCUCACAGGACGGAUACCGAACAUCAUGAGAAAAUCAUGUCAAAACAUUUGGAGUAUAUUAUCAAGUCUCGGGUUCCAAGUCUUCAAUCUCUUAUCAACCAAAUUAUGAUUGAGUUGGAAAUUGAGUUGAGCCCUCAUAGAAAUCACAUUAUCACGGCACCAGGGAUAAAAUCCAAGACCUUAACUCUAAGAUUCUAUUCAGAGUAUGUGGUUUCUAACUCUAUGACUCGCGUGUGGGAUCCGGGAUGGCAAGGGUGUAUGUAUUUCUCCAUUUUUCUGUCUGAUUUUGCAUUGGUAGUUGCUACAUCUUCAAUCUUUAAUCUCUUUGAUAAUUACUUAGAAAAGAAUAAGCAGAAUAAGAAAAGAAAGAAGAUGGAACUGUUUGUAUUCUCUUAUCAGUGCAUGAUAUUUGCAAUGGAUAUUUGCUUGUGUCGUUUGAAAGACUUCUAUAUGCACUCCAUUCCUACUGGAGGCUCAGUGCUCGCUUACAUCAGACCAAUAUUUGGUGGGGGACGUGUUGAUAGUAAUGUUCCUAACUCGAACCUCGAGGACAAGGUUCUUUUUGAGGAGGGGAGUAUUGUUGUGAACAAGGCUAACACAAUAAGGACUUUUGGGCCAAAUUUGUUGAACAAGACUGAUCCAGUUAGAACUAUUGGGCCAGGACCUAAAUUAAGAGAAAGCCCAAGGAUUAAACACCCAAAUAGAUUAUUAGGGAGUUAUAUUUGCGAUCCAGGGGGAUGUGCAAGGCAAGCCUUUAUUGUUGAAUGAAAUGUCUGAGUCCUCCCAUCCCUAUUCUGCGUUCUCUGCAUUCUCAUCCCCUUCUUCUAGGUUAUUGUUCUUCUAUCCUUCUCUAGCUUUCCUUAUGUAUUUUGGUUAUUAAUUAAACAAUCAAUCUUCUUCUUCUGU